AUGGCUCGUGUAAGCUUUGCUUUGGUUGCAGCAAUGGCAGCAAUGCUAGUAGUCUCCACCUUCGCACAAUCCCCGGCUCCUUCUCCCUCAGUACAAACACCAAGGAAGAUUUCUCCUGCUCCGGCUCAAUCGCCGACCACAACGGCGGCUCCUGCUCCAUCGGUGACCGCCACAACUCCGGCGAAUGCUCCUACUCCAUCCACCGAUGUUACAUCUCCACCAUCUCCUUCACCAGUCGCCGGUGAUGUCCCAGCCUCAUCUCCAUCAUCGAUCUCUGAUUCUCCUUCAGGCUCUCCUUCGGCGAUCUCUGAUUCUCCUACUGAUGCUCCUUCACCAGCUCAAAACGGCGCCGCUUCGGCUUCGUUCACUGUCGUUGGAUCUAUAGCCGUUGUCGUUUUGGCCUCAGUUUUCGUCUUGUAG
Messenger RNA from Cannabis sativa, 420 nucleotides. RefSeq names its product classical arabinogalactan protein 1-like. Lineage: Eukaryota; Viridiplantae; Streptophyta; Magnoliopsida; Rosales; Cannabaceae. The coding region runs from base 1 to 420 and encodes 139 amino acids. The transcript has a single exon. The record is from RefSeq and is a predicted model, not a curated record.